Messenger RNA from Camellia sinensis, 1463 nucleotides. RefSeq names its product two-component response regulator ARR3. The record is from RefSeq and is a predicted model, not a curated record. Lineage: Eukaryota; Viridiplantae; Streptophyta; Magnoliopsida; Ericales; Theaceae. Gene Ontology annotation, biological process: phosphorelay signal transduction system; cytokinin-activated signaling pathway.
AGCCCAUACAGAUAGAGAGAGAGAGACCGGUGAGGAUAUGGAGAUCGCACCAAAGUCGAUUUCAGAAUCUCAGCUUAUUGCUUUAAAAUAUAAAAAAAAAGUAAUACAGAUUUCUUCGAAAGAGAGAGAGAUUUUCAAAGGUUGAUUCUUAUAGAGAUAUAGAGAGAGAAACAGAGACAUGUCUGACAUAGACCCAUAAUCAUAUAUAAUAUGUGUAUAUAAAACCAAUUGACCACCCAACACAGAAAGGCUCUCUGUUUCUCUUCCUUUAUUUGCAGCCAAUAAUUUCUGGGGGGUAAAAAGGCAGAUUUUGAUCCGAGAUAUGGCCAGAAAUGGUGUGUUUUCGAGGCGGAGGAGAUCGGAGAUGAUCGAGGAAGUCUUCGAUGAUGAUGAUGAUGUUCAUGUUCUUGCUGUCGAUGACAGUCUCAUCGAUCGAAAAGUCAUCGAACGAUUGCUCAAAAUCUCCUCUUGUAAAGUCACUGCAGUGGAUAGUGGAAGGAGAGCUCUGCAAUUUCUAGGAUUGGAUGAUGAGGAAAGGAGCUCUGUUGGGUUUGAUGGUUUGAAGGUGGAUCUGAUAAUCACAGACUAUUGUAUGCCUGGAAUGACUGGUUAUGAGUUGCUCAAAAAGAUCAAGGAAUCAUCUACUUUCAGAGAAAUCCCAGUUGUGAUCAUGUCAUCCGAAAACAUUUUGGCCCGAAUUGACAGGUGUUUGGAGGAAGGGGCAGAGGAUUUUAUAGUGAAACCUGUUAAAUUAUCGGACGUGAAACGUUUGAAAGAUAACAUGUUUGGAGAGGAUCGAGUCGUGAGGGAAGAUGGAAAAAACAAGAGAAAAUCACCAGAGCCGUCUGAUCUCUCCACAUCACCAUCACAACCGUCAAUCACGGCCUCAUCACAAUCACCGUCACCAUCGCCUCUUUCGUCAUCACCAUCAUCCUUGCCACCACAUUUAUCAGAAGCGGCAUCUCCCUUGCUAUCGCUACAUUUAUUAGACUUGCCAUUGCCAUUGCCAUUGCCAUCGCCAUCGCCAUCGCCACAUUUAUCGGACACGGCAUCUCCGCCUCCAUUGCUAUCGCUACAUUUAUUAGACACGCCAUUACCAUUGCCAUUGCCAUCUCCACAUUUAUCGAACACGACAUCGUUGCUGUCACCGCAGUCGCCAUGUUCUCCAACAUCGCUAGUAUCUCCAACAAUGCGACUUAAAUUGACAGAAUUGUGAUUAAUAUUUGGAAAUUUAAGGUUAUUUAUUUUGAAUUUGGUUACAAUUUGCAAUAGGGGCCAAUAGACAAGCCAAUUAAGCAAAGCAACUUUCUCUGAAAUAUGGAUUUUUUGUUGCCUUGUCUUAUGUUAGCUUCGUUUUAUUUUUUUAUUUUUUUCUUGGCCUUGUUUUUGUUUAAUUGUACUCCUAAUUACAAGAAUUAUAGUUUUAAUGGUUGAGCUGGUUUAUCAUCUAAGUCCUUUGAUUA